AUGAAUCCACUUUCCAUCUUCCCACAAAUGGUCAACAAUAACAACAAGCUGGCUUCUGCAGUUCUGGAUCAAAAACUGACUCAACCUGAGUAUAAGACUCCCAAAGUGGAAAACGCAGAUUCGCUUGAUAAUGGCGUAUCCUCAUCAGGUUCCGCUGAAGACGUCCGUAACAAGCCUACCAAUGGGCGAACGCUAUCAAAUUUUGUUCUGUCCAUGCGACCACAAACUUCUAGACCUGGAGAGUCUGUGCAGCCUAGGUAUUUGAAAGCAAUCCCAGCUUGUACAGUACUCGACGACGAACAAGUGAAGGACACUGUUUUCGAUGCAGCGCCAGCAACGUUAACGUCUGAGGUUGUUGAGUACGUCCACGAUCAAGUCCGAGAAGAUAACUCUCUGCUUAAUGAAGAUCAACAUCAAAAAGUGGCAGAGCUGUUGAAGCAAGUCAACCUUAAGAAGUUCGAGAUCGAGUUUUCUAUACACAGGACUGAUAAAAUAGAUUCUGCAGACAUCGAACGAAUCCGAAAGUUCACUGCUGCUCAUCCGAACAAUCAGUGGACAGAAGCUGAACAAUUCAUAAUUGAUUUGGCUAAUAUCGAACGGGCUGAAGAGAAGUUAACAGCGAUGGUGCACACGGCAAGAUUCGACGAUGCCAUCAACACUAUUAAUGAGCACUUGGACGCUUACUCGAAUGCUGCAAAACUCGUCCAAGAUUCGGAACAGUUGCGAUUGAUCGUACAAACAAUCCUUGCCCUACUCAAUCAUCUGAACGGCUCAACUAUGUCCGAAAAAGUGGUCGGCGGAUUUUGCACAAGCCAACUGGCGGAGAUAUGUUCGUCACCUAUCGCUGGCGAAUCUUCGCUUCUACAAACAGUUGCAACGUUCAUUCGCGAUCGAGCACCGCAUGCGACUGAUGUGACUGAGUUGGUAGAACCGUUGAAAAAAGCUGCUGAAGUUCCCUUCUUGUCCAUUUACGGCUCACUGCUACAACAAGAUGAAGGGAAUCAACGUGUCCAGCUGGAGCUUGAGCAACUAGACUUCGAACAUCCAGUGCUUGCAGUCCGUCUCAGUGAGAUGCGUCGUCGCGUCGAAGAGACCGCUGAAAAACUUGUUCGCGUUAAGGAUCAGUUGCUUUUGAUGCUCUCGUAUAUGGGUGAAGCUCUACCUCGCACAGAAUCGGAAUUCCGUCCAGAAGACUACCUUUCAAAACUCUGUGAUUUUCUCACCUCACUCCACCUUCACAACGAGUUGGAUGUUGAGGUGGAGAAUUAG
Strongylus vulgaris is the source of this 1269-nucleotide messenger RNA. The record is from the annotation of a GenBank genome assembly. NCBI's taxonomy places the organism in Eukaryota, Metazoa, Nematoda, Chromadorea, Rhabditida, Strongylidae.